AUGAAAAGGGGAAAAGUAAUAAAUAACCUGCAUAAGCAGAUAAAAUCGCUAGAGGAUAACAACAUCCCAUACAAAUAUUACAGCGCGCCAAAUAAUGUGAACAUUAAAAAUUAUUUAAAUGACAAAAAAGUUCGAUGCUCCUGCCCGCCCAACUCCUACUUAAGUCUCAACGAGUUGUUAAAAUUUGUAGACACUUUGGAUCAUCAUGACAGUGACGAGAUGAGACACCUAGACUAUAACGCCGAUGCGGCAGAAAACCAAAUGACCAAUGGGAAGGUCAAGAAGGAGAAGUAUAUGUAUGACCAAUUCAGCAGAGUGCCGAAGGAUGCUUUACAUAACAAGGUUUUGGUGAACAAGGGAAAUUUGUGUGAUGAACCUGAUUAUCAUACCACAGUGUAUCAUCAGGAGUAUCGCAACGGGGACAAACACGCUAAUGAUGAGAUCCGUGUGAAUUACAGGUAUGAAGAACAUAGCAAUAUGUAUAAGCACUCUCCUGAUCAGGCAUAUGACGAUAACUCCGUGAGAGAUAGCAACCUACAGAAUGAUUAUUGUCUGUUCAGCAUGGACGACACAUCAAGUAAUAGGAGCGCAUCAAAUAUGGGAGAAACUGACAUAGUAAGCAUUACAUCGCCACCCUCCUACGAAAGCAAAUGCAUUAAACGAAAAAGAAAGACAAAGGUGGAGAAUUCAUCAGAAGAACCUUCUAGUAGCAAAGAUGGCAAAUUGCUAAAAAGUCUACUAGAAUGCAGAGUUAAAUUGUCCAAGUGCAAUAAUAUUACAGAUCCAGAAAAAGUAAUUAGCACAAAAAAUUUAAAACUACUUCUGUUGCAUCGCCCCAAUUCCAUUGACGACAUCAAAAAUUUAAAUUUGAUCGGAUUCGGGGAAAAUAAAAUAAGAAAAUAUGGCUUCGAAUUUUUGAAUGUUUUCCUAUCUGAUUCCACGGAAGAGACUUAA
Plasmodium knowlesi strain H is the source of this 954-nucleotide messenger RNA. RefSeq names its product conserved Plasmodium protein, unknown function. The coding region runs from base 1 to 954 and encodes 317 amino acids. The transcript has a single exon. Gene Ontology annotation, molecular function: nucleic acid binding. The record is from RefSeq and is a predicted model, not a curated record. Lineage: Eukaryota; Apicomplexa; Aconoidasida; Haemosporida; Plasmodiidae.